Molecule: messenger RNA, 1325 nt
Organism: Callithrix jacchus (white-tufted-ear marmoset)
Lineage: Eukaryota; Metazoa; Chordata; Mammalia; Primates; Cebidae
Gene: LCN12
Product: lipocalin 12
Molecular function (GO): small molecule binding
Source: RefSeq, a predicted model, not a curated record
GGUCACCCUGCUCGUAGCUACUUUCUUCUCGCUGUCCCUGUGGGCCCAGUAGCUGCCAGGAUGAGGCCACCGUGCGGCCUGUGGCUGUGGCUCUCCUUGCUGAAAGUCCUUCAGGGCCAGACCCCAACCCCCCUGCCACUCCCGUCCCCGAUGCAGAGCUUCCAAGGAAACCAGUUCCAGGGGGAGUGGUUCGUCUUGGGCCUGGCGGGCAACAGCUUCAGUCCAGAGCACAGGACGCUGCUGAACCCUUUCACCGCCACUUUCGAGCUUGGCGAGGACGGCCGCUUUCAGGUCUGGAACACCAUGACUCGAGGCCAGCGCUGUGACACGUGGUCUUAUGUGCUGAUUCCGGCCGCACAGCCCGGGCAGUUCACUGUGGACCACGGCGGGGAGCCCGGGGCGGACAGAGAGGAGACGCGAGUAGUGAAUAGCUACUACACCCAGUUCGCGCUGAUGCUGUCCCGCAGACAAGGCAGCCUGGCCAUCCUCAGGAUCAGCCUGCUGGGCAGGAGCUGGUUCCUGCCUCCCGGGACGCUGGACCAGUUCAUCUGCCUGGGCAGAGCUCAGGGCCUCUCGGACAACAGCAUUGUCUUCCCAGAUGUGACUGGUAGGGCUCGUCUGCAGGCAGGCUGGGCAGUGGGCACCGGGCCUGCCAGAGUGAGUCUGGUUGACUCUAGAGGGGCUGGACCUGGUAUCUGCCCAUGGAGCUCCUCAGCCUGCACUCAGGGGUCUCAAGGCUCUUGGGUCCCUGCCCUCAACCCAGGUUCUGAGCCACCUCCUCCCACCCUGGGUCCUCUAUCCUAGCCACCUCCUCCCCUCACCCAGCCCUGCUCACAAAGAGCUUGGACUCAUCCCAGGCGGUGUCCUGGGCCUCAGCAGCCUGCCCCGGGUGGCCACCCCAGCCUGGCCACUCAGAGAGCCUCGGCUCCCAAGGCCUGACUCUUAUUGCAGAAGGACAAGGAUAGCCCCAAGCACCUCCUCUUCCAGGAGCGUUGCCCAUUGUGCCCUUCUGAUUUCUGCCUCUGGUCCUUUACAUGUGCAUAGCCACAUGCACACACACACAUGUAUAAAUGUGUACAGACCGGCACAUGCCUGCACAUGCAAACACCCACUUAGACACACAGGCACUCAUACUUGCACACAUGCUGUAUACUCAUGCAAGGCAUGAGUGCUGGUGUGCACACACCUACACACACCUGCAGGCUCCUACACACACCUGCAUGCACCUGCACACUCCUGAACACAACUGCACGCACCUGCACGCUCCUGCACACAUCGGCACACACCUGUACAGUCCUGUAUGUACCUGCAUACAUCUGCACACU